Messenger RNA from Gadus chalcogrammus (walleye pollock), 1379 nucleotides. It is a transcript of the gene lrrc69, whose product is annotated as leucine rich repeat containing 69. The record is from RefSeq and is a predicted model, not a curated record. Gene Ontology annotation, molecular function: protein binding. The coding region runs from base 1 to 1266 and encodes 421 amino acids. Lineage: Eukaryota; Metazoa; Chordata; Actinopteri; Gadiformes; Gadidae. The transcript is spliced from 8 exons.
AUGAGGGAUUCACCGCUUGAGGCCGCCAAUGUCCACAUUAUGAACACCUCGGGAGUCUCCAUGGGAACAUCACCUGCUAAAACAAUGUCUCAGAAGUCGGUUAUUAGAGCAAUUCGAGGAAAUGCAAAGUCUUUUGAUUUAUCUGGUAAAGCGAUCACCAGCGUGCCAACAUCGGUUUCGGAAAUUCAAAAUCUGUGUGUCCUACGUCUACAGAAUAACUUGAUUAGAGCCCUGCCCGAAGAUCUGACGUCCCUAUAUAAUGUGAGUUAUAACGUUAAUACUUCAAAUAGACACUGGAAAACGGUUAUAUUUCUGAACUUAAAUACAAUGUAUCCCUCAUUACAUAUUGUCUUCAAGCUGACUGAACUCCAUUUGAGUAACAAUGCCUUCGGAGAGAUCCCGUCGGUUUUGGGCCACAUUAAGUGGUUGAAGAAGCUGUAUCUGUCCGGUAACCGAAUCACGGCCCUGUCGCCACUAGUCUGUGCUGGUUUGGGAAAUCUUGUUGUCCUCAAUCUGAACCACAACAAGAUUCAACAUCUUCCGCCUGAGAUUAAAAGUUUGGCUAAACUUGAGCGUCUCACCAUGACUGACAACAAACUGGAAGCUCUUCCUCCAGAGUUUGGACAGCUCUCUAACCUGAUCCAACUGAACCUGAGCAGAAACCACUUGUCCUGGCUCCCUGGGGAGCUGUACAGCUGCAGAGAGCUCACUAGGUUGUAUGUGGCCAGAAACCGAAUAAAGGUUCUUCCAGUGGGUAUCAGGGCAUUAGCAAAGCUGAAUACUCUAGACGUUGCUGGAAAUAAACUGUCCAUGUUCCCUGUUGAGUUUCAUAUGCUGCCACUGCAAGAACUUUAUUGUGAAGGGAACCAAUUUGUCCAGCAACUACCAAUAACUUCUGUGCAGGUUAAAACCGUUUUUUCAUUAAAGGAGCUGGCCGCUAGAUUGGUGCUGUUGGAGGACAGAAACAAGCAUUCUAAGGUCCAUAGGGCCCUUCCUCUCUACCCCUGCCUGGAGGCUAUAUUAGCUGGCUGGGGCCACUGCCCUCUCUGCCUGGGCCCCAUCCUCAACUUCUGGUUAGAGUGUGUGCACUUUCUCCGUGUAAAAAAGGGCAUGAAAAUGAGUUUGCGGACCGUACCGGUGAGAGCUGUACUAUGUUCAUACGAGUGCUUCAACAGGGAAGGCCACUCCUACUAUGGCGUCUCUUUGCAUAGUGAUGAGAACUUAUGCCAACCUAUGCAAAGAUGGUCACUAGAGGGCAGUAGAUAACCACCACAGCGCGUCAGAAAACAACAUAGAAUGUAUAUGAGCAAUAAUACAGCAUGUACAACACAAAUUGAUCACCUAAUAUCAGUUUUUAGUUUUGUAUACUUGCCUUUUUA